Molecule: messenger RNA, 1231 nt
Organism: Cicer arietinum (chickpea)
Lineage: Eukaryota; Viridiplantae; Streptophyta; Magnoliopsida; Fabales; Fabaceae
Source: RefSeq, a predicted model, not a curated record
AAAAAAUAAUAAUAUUAGAGUAAACAUCAAGACAAGGGUUUUGAGGAGGUUUUAAGCACAGCUUGGAAUAUUCAGCAGCCACCGUGAGCUGAAUUCCAACGCAAUGUCCACGCUCCCGAACCAACCCCUAAAGGAUCACUCCGAUGCCGAAUCACCAGAUCUUUCUCCCAAUCAACAAGCUUCGGAGUCUCCCGAACCAGCAGAUCUUUCUCCCAAACAAAUAGCUUCGGACUCUCCCGAACCAGAAAACGAAGAGGAAGAUGAAGAAGAAGGAGAGUGCGGGUUUUGUCUAUUCAUGAAAGGUGGCGGUUGCAAAGAUACCUUCGUGGAUUGGGAAAAUUGCGUCAAAGAAGCCGAAGAUAAAAACGAAGACCUCGUUGAAAAGUGCUCUCAAGUAACCGCGCGUUUGAAGCAGUGUAUGGAUGCACAUUCCGAUUACUACGAACCUAUUCUUAGGGCUGAGAAACACGCGGAAGAACAAGCUGUUAUCGAAUUGGAGAAAGAAAAACAAGAUUCAGCUAACAACAAUGAACAACAAGAAGCCCCUUCUCAAUCUAAUCAAAACGACCGUGAGUUGAAGUCGGAGGAGGCAAUGUCGACGUCCCCGAAGCAACCCGAAAAGGAGCAAUCCAAUGCUGAAGCAGGAAAUCUUUCUCCUGAUCAACAAGCUCCUGAGGCUUCGAAAGCAGAAGACAGAGAGGAGGAAGAGGAGGAAGGGGAGUGUGGGUUCUGCGUGUUCAUGAAAGGAGGUGGUUGCAGAGACACCUUCAUCGAUUGGGAGAAUUGUGUGAAAGAGGCAGAGGAGAAUAAAGAGGACCUUGUUGAAAAAUGCUCUCAGGUCACUGAUCUUUUGAAGCAGUGCAUGGAUUCCCAUUCCGAUUACUACGAACCCAUCCUCAGGGCUGAGAAGCAGGUCGAAGAACAAGCCAUCAUUGAAUUGGAGAAUGAAAAGCAAGAUUCAGCAACCAACAACAACGAUCAGGAAUCUGCUUCUCAUUCUAAUCAAAAGUGAUACUUAAUUUCCAUGCUAUUUUUUUCGAAUUUAUUGUUAUACUAGUAUUACCUUGUUAUAGCAUCCAUCUAUUCAAUAGAUAAUACCUAUUUAAAAUUUGUAUGCGAGAAAGAGGGUCUGGCUUGUCUCAGUUUUUGUCACAAUAAGUGGAAUUUUGGAUAUUUUCAUACUUACAUUUGCAGCUUUAUGAUAGGGAAUCUAUCUAUGUUUUAAUCAAUA